AUGUCGAUCGAGGCGCAACUUCAUAUCACCCCCUACGCUUUUCCGACUCGAAACACCGGAAGAGUCCGACACGAAGACUGCCUUGUCGAUGCUGUGCUCAGCGUGAUGAGUGGGACGUCAACAAUGGCGUUGCGUGGGCGAAUGCGCUGGUGUUCAGCUGUGAAGGUGUUGAUGAAUGAAUUGUGGCACCCAAUUCUUGUGAAAGAGACAGCGCCCUGGCCGCCGUGUGCCACCCUCCUAAGUCGUUGCGCCCACCAACAUCACAUGAACCCUGUUUGA
Messenger RNA from Pseudozyma hubeiensis SY62, 279 nucleotides. RefSeq lists its product as hypothetical. The transcript has a single exon. NCBI's taxonomy places the organism in Eukaryota, Fungi, Basidiomycota, Ustilaginomycetes, Ustilaginales, Ustilaginaceae. The record is from RefSeq and is a predicted model, not a curated record. Bases 1 to 279 code for a protein of 92 amino acids.